This is a messenger RNA of Caenorhabditis elegans, 978 nucleotides long. It is a transcript of the gene sri-42, whose product is annotated as Serpentine Receptor, class I. The coding region runs from base 1 to 978 and encodes 325 amino acids. The record is from RefSeq and is marked reviewed. NCBI's taxonomy places the organism in Eukaryota, Metazoa, Nematoda, Chromadorea, Rhabditida, Rhabditidae. The transcript is spliced from 5 exons.
AUGGACCUUAGCACGCCAAUUUGGUAUAUCACAUUUUUCUAUGUAAUAGGGAUUUUUUCUUUUGUAUUAAAUAUUGCUGUUAUUUUGUUAGUAAUUUAUAAAAGUGAGAAUAUCGAUAACUAUAAGUAUUUUAUUUUAAUGUUUCAAGUAUCUUGUAUGUUGGCUGACUUCCAUCUUAGCCUACUCGUCCAACCAAUGUAUCUCUUCCGAUUCAUGACCUAUUCCUGUGUGGGCAUCGCCGCUCCCUACAUAUGGGCAAGCUACCUUAUGAUAAUUUCUCACUUGAUCCUGGGAGUUCAAUAUGUUCUCCUAUUCCUUUGCUUCGCUAGGAGACACCAAGCAAUUGCAAAAAUCAAGCAACAACAUGUGAUUCCUAAUUUUUUGUUAUAUAGUUUUAUAGCUUUUGUGCUAGCUUGCCCAGUUGCAGCGUGCAUUUGUUAUUUUCAUGCAGGAGUCGAACGGGAGAAGGUUGAGGAAUUUAUUGAUCAGAUGUACCCCGACUACAAAACCGAACUCUUAUCUCUUCAAAACUACGUGAUCUACCGAGACUACAACGUCUAUAUGACAUUUUUUGUUAUCUUCAAAAUGGUCGCCACGUUCUUGGUUUUUUCGAUGAUCGCACUUGCAACCUUAGAUAUGAAGAAGAUGCUGAACGAAGUUCGUCGAAGUAUAUCAAAUCAGAACUACAAUCGCCACAAGACGGCCAUCAACAGUCUCUUAGCACAGUUCGCCGCCGUUUUGGUACUCCUGCUACCCGGAUUAGCGUUGUACCCAAUAAGACUGUACCCCUAUGAAACUGGAAUGUGGAUCGUUAACAUCACCUGGUGCAUUUUUCAAAGCCGCUCAUCCAUCAAUUCGUUGGUUCUACUUGCAACUACCCCUCCCUACCGGAAUUUUCUGCUGCGGAAUGUGCUGAAAAGUCGGACUAAACCGUCGACUGUCGUUGUUUCUAUGGCUCCGAGAACAGUGAAUAAUUAG